Messenger RNA from Cyprinus carpio (common carp), 3941 nucleotides. Its product is annotated as neuropeptide FF receptor 2-like. Gene Ontology annotation, molecular function: peptide binding; G protein-coupled receptor activity. Gene Ontology annotation, biological process: neuropeptide signaling pathway. The record is from RefSeq and is a predicted model, not a curated record. NCBI's taxonomy places the organism in Eukaryota, Metazoa, Chordata, Actinopteri, Cypriniformes, Cyprinidae. The transcript has 2 exons. Bases 540 to 1829 code for a protein of 429 amino acids. Gene Ontology annotation, cellular component: membrane.
CUCCAUGUAGAAUAAAACAAAUUUUUCUUUAACAAAAUUGUCAUCUGCCUUCAUCUCAUGCGAAUAUAUAGUAGACUAUAAAAAGUACUGUUCGUUUCCUUAUGUGUACAACUUUUUUUUUUUUCGUUAAACAUUGGUGAGUACCACUUUAAUUCUGCAGCCACUUCACCUCGGUGUGUGCGGAGCGAAGAGGAGAAUGAGAAAACUGUUUCCAUCACAUCAGAGACACGCAUCAGCUCCGCCAGCAGAGUCGUGUGAGCUCAUUUCUUCCCAUCAGCUGGAGAUGAAGCAGAAGCACACUGAACCCAGUCCGUCCUCUGACUGCACCUGACGCGCGCGCACCUGCUGCUCCACACAUAUCGUCGAGGGCAGUUGGCUAAAUGAUGGAUUUCAUUACCUUACUCAUUUUGGCUGAAGAUGAAGAUGCCUUGAGCUUUAGUUAUCGACUCUGGGAUGUCUGAAGCAGCCUUUGGAUUCCAACCACCACAUAUCAAAACGUCACAAAUAUCCCCUGAACCUUUACGGGAAACAAAAGGAAUAUGAAUUUCACUGCUGGCUUGCUGAAAAAAGAGCUUCUGCUCUCAAACGCCUUGCUGUCCUUGAAUGCCUCUUUCCACGGUUCCAAGGACUUUGCGAAUGAUGUUUUCCUCCACCAGAGUGGAGAGCUGGAGAGACUGCUGCUGCUGACAAUCAAAGAGCCCACCACUAUCGCUCUUACCGUCAUGUAUUCAUUAUCAUUUGUGGUGGGUUUCAUUGGAAAUCUCAUGGCUAUUCGAAUGCUCACCUGCCAGAAGACUAAGAGGAUGCAGAGCAUCAGUGCCACCCGGAGUUUACUCAUUAACUUGGCGGUGUGUGAUCUGAUGGUGGUUUGCAUUUGUAUGCCCAUCACGCUCGGCCACACCAUUUACACCGCAUGGGUGUAUGGAGACCUCCUGUGCCGGGCUGUUCCCUUCAUCCAGGCCGUGUCCGUGUCGGCAAGUGUCCUCAGCCUGACCGUCAUCAGCGUCAACAGAUACUACAGCGUUCACAGCCCACUCAAUUCCCUCUCGUACUUCACCCAGAAGAAGAUCUAUAUCACCAUUGUGUGCGUUUGGAUCCUGUCCUCGGCCAUUUGUGCACCUUUACUCUUCAUGAUCAAGCUGGACGAGAUCCACUUAAUCGACAUCACCGUGCCGAUCUGCAGAGAGCUUUGGCCACAAGCGAGACUUAAGCAGGUCUACAAUGUGCUCCUUUUUGUUGCUCUCUACUGUAUGCCUGUGACCUUCAACUUAAUCAUCAGCUGUCUGACAGGCAGGAAGCUCUGGAGGGCUUCUCAACAUUUCACCGACUUCGAUCCACACAGCCAGGCCGUGCACGCUUCACGUCUGAAGAUGCGCAAGAAGAUCGCUAAGGUGGUGGUCACUUUGGUUCUCUUAUUUGCUGUCUCUUGGCUUCCGAUUUACGUUGCAGACAUCCUGAUUGACCGCGAGGUUCAUCCACCUCCCUGGGUUCUGCAGACUCGGCCUUUCACGCAGUGGCUGGGUCUCACUAACUCCAGCCUCAAUCCCAUCUGCUAUUGUUUCCUGGGUGAUUUGUACCGCUCUGCCAGAGCAGUCAGGUCCAGGUAUCAUCAGAGAAUGCUUUCCGUCCUUCGAUCCUCCAGCUCUUUUAAACUGUCCAGUUUGCUUUCUCUCAAAAAGCCGAAAUCUGGCCGGCGACAAGGUGCCGUGAGCCAGGCGUCGGUGGAGACUCUUUCUGAUUGGUGUUCCAACAACAGCCAAAUGGUGUCUCUCCAAAGCCUCUCAGAGAAAAUAGUGUCUACAAGCAAUCCUGAGUUAUCGAACUUGUAGUCGGGGUGAAUAUUACUGAAAAGUACGCAAGGCACUUAUAGGGAUAGUUCACCCAAAAACAUCUUUUGUGUUCCAUAGAAGAAAGGAAAUGACAUGAGAUUUGAGAUAGUGUUGAUCAUUUGCCUUGUAGUACAGUCAAAAAGCAUGUGAUUCUGAUGUUUUGAUGCAACAUAAGCAUUGUUUGUUUUUCGUAACUAACCAUCCACAGUUACAAUGCAUAGACAUCACUGACACAGAUUGUACAUAAAUGCCCAAUUAAGGCCUGUUCACACCAAGACAAAUGUUUGCAUGUGAAAAUUCAGUGCUAUAAAUAUUUUAACAGCUGUUCAGACCAAUGCGAACAUUUGCAUGCCAUCAUGCAAUGGAGUUUUUUACGGGGAGAUGUUCUAAUCUAUUUUCUGUUGGACAGCAAAGAAAACCAACCAACCGAGAUUCACACUUUUGGUCACAUGCCCAGAGCCGCUGCUGUUAUAUGAAACUACUACUCUCAUCUCUGUACUCUUGAAUUUGGUGUUUCAUAAACACCAUAGCGAAUAUAUGUCUUGUGUCAGAAAUGUAAAGUUGUGCAGCACUGCUUUAUGUAAUGAAGAAACCAAGGUAUUUAAAUUUUUUUCUAUAAGCACCAUCUACUGUUAGUUAAUUUGCCUCCCUGCUGUUUUUUACUCAUUGGUCUAAACAGACAAAUCACAAAUUUUCUUAGAGAACAUUUGUGUUAGUAUGGACAGGCCUUUACUUGCCACCAAAAAGCAGGAGAGAUGUAUUCAAAUCGGGGGUUUUCAAACUGGGGGCCCCCACAAAGGCUCCGUAGAAAAAAGGAUUUUACAAAAUAUAUCAUUUCAAAGUUAACUUAACAUACUAAUUAAACAUGUUUAACACAAUAAUCUUAAAUACAUUUACUGAAUUGGUAGUAAGAUUGUAAUAUUGGUAGUAAUUAAAAGUAAAAACUAAUUUGCAUUUUGUGAAAAUAUAUAUUUAUUACUAAGUAGCCAUCUCUUUCCUUAUGAUCUGCAUAAGUUAAAUACUAGUUUAUAUUUGUAUCUUUCUAAAGAGUUUCUCUUUGCCACCAUUACCUUUAACUUAAAUUUUGCUGUUAAGGCAAAAUUAGGUAAUGUUUAAAGCUGCUAUGAAACAUGAAAAGCACUACUGUAAUUGAAAAUAAAAAUAAAAGGUUUCAGAUUAUGCAUCUAACUGUAGAUAAUACUGGUUAGAAAAGAAAUGUGAAGUGAAUAUCUUCUAGAUAUUUAAUCGUUUGCUUUGGCUUAAGUGCAAUGACAAUACAAAAGUCAGUUAUUUCAUAUUUUAUUUAUUAUUCUAUUAUCUGUUAUUUCAUACAUGUAAUAUUUUUCUCAUUCAGUGUAAAUAUGUCAAAUUAUGAAUACAUGCCAUUAUGUUUUAGGAAAGGGGUUCCUUACAAUCAUUAUAUUGGGGUCCUUGACUUAAAAGGUUUGAAAUCCCCUGUUUUAAAUUAUGGUGGAUGCAAAAAAAAAAAAAAAAAAAUCACUAAUUGUAAUGUGUUUUAAAUAAAUUUUCCAUACUAUCUCUAUAAACAUAUACAUGUGUGCAUUCGCAUUCAUAAAAAAAAAUCCUACUUGUUCAAGAUUUUCAAGAGUGCAUGAAUUAAAUGAAGUUCAGACAGAAUGUACAGGUUCUAAAUGCCUUGUGAAGAUUCAAAGCAAUUCUAUUUAAUUAAAUGUACUGUGCUUGAUUGUGAAUAAUCAUCUGUACUUGCCUUCUUCAAUAGAAACCAAUGUAAAUAGAAUCAGAUCUUUUGAUGGAAAUAGAUCAACACUCCGAAGAAUAUAAGAAUAUAAUUUACCACAAGAAAUACAAACACAAUCAUCGCCUCUUCAUUUUGUGACUUUCUGAGAUGACAAAAGUUUGCAAAACAGAAUCGAUUUAAAAUAUGUUUUUAAAAAAAAUCUGUCAUAUUUUGUUCAUUCUGAGGAAAUCUGAAUGACAGUGGGAAUGCUAAAAUACAGUAACAAAACAGUUUACAUGAAAUAUUCAUAGUCAUAAAUCCUCAUCUCUGCAAGAGCUUCAUCUAUGUCUACCACAGAAAUGUGAUCACCACUAGCAUUGCCCUUCAUAUUCAUGCUAAUUCUGAUUAUCAAC